Messenger RNA from Oncorhynchus gorbuscha (pink salmon), 1253 nucleotides. RefSeq names its product hepatitis A virus cellular receptor 1 homolog. Bases 79 to 864 code for a protein of 261 amino acids. NCBI's taxonomy places the organism in Eukaryota, Metazoa, Chordata, Actinopteri, Salmoniformes, Salmonidae. The transcript is spliced from 7 exons. The record is from RefSeq and is a predicted model, not a curated record.
AGUCAUGUGACCAGGCCAUUUGAUUUGAGUUUAUUAAAGACCUGACACAUGAGAGUGAGAAAGUGACAAAACCCGAUCAUGGAGACUCGGUGCAUUUCAGGCUGGUUUCUCCUCUGUCUACUUUCAGUCAGUGAAUGCAGUCAAAUCCUUGGUAUUGAGGGUCAGAAUAUCACUCUGCCAUUUAAAUAUGAUGCCAAAUCUCAUGGUCUACAACACAUUUGCUGGGGGAAAGGAAUCAUCCCGAGCUCUGGUGGUUGUGACAAUGAAAUCAUCUCAACUGAUGGGUUUGAAGUGACACGUAGAUCGUCGGUUAGGUAUCAGUUAUUGGGUGAGCUGAAGACGGGGGACGUCACUCUAACCAUCUCCAAUAUCACAGAGAAAGACUCUGGAACGUAUGGAUGUCGAGUGCAGUACGUUGGAUGGUUCAACGAUGAGAAAUAUCAUGUCAGCUUGACCAUUGAGAAAGCACGUGUCCCGACAACAUCCCAGACAUCUGCCAAUGUAACCAUAACCCCACAGACCAUGGACAACCACGACCACGGUCCUGUGACCACAACAUCCACUGAGUAUUCAUCCUCACUAUAUUACAGCGAAUCAAAAUCAGAGACGAGAGGCCACAACCUGGCUGUGAUCCUGGGGUCCAUUCUGCUUGUUCUGACAGGGGUGGGGAUUGUGUCUGUACUCGUCAUGAGAAAGCGAUGGGGAAGAGUUGCCAUGGGACUCCAAAUACCACAGCUCUCUGGCGGCUCAGUCCUGUACAGAAACUCAGUGUCCAGCUUGGGCUUGCACACUCGAGAGAUGGCUGUAGAGAACGUCUAUCAGAUAGAGGACAACGAGAGAGACGACUAUGAGGAUAUCCACUGACGGAGCACGGACACUUCGCCACCACGCUCACGCUGUUAACACCUUGCAUAGUGCAGUAUAGUGCAGUAGUGCUGUAGCUCUGGGUUACAUGGCUGAGGUUGACUUACAGGCUAAUGAUUCAGCCGGACAAGACAAAAGUCACUACAGAAUCAGUAGUGUUUGCUGAUAAGUGAACCAAACAGUUGAUUUGUGUUAUUGAAAGGUUUAUUUGAAAAAAAAGGGCCUUACUAAUAUGGCUUCCUUUGUGUAUUCAGCACUAACACUAGAAGCACAAGCAUUUCACUACACUCACAAUAACAUCUGCUAACCAUGUGCAUGUGACCAAUAACAUCUGCUAACCAUGUGUAUGUGACCAAUAACAUCUGCUAGCCAUGUGCAUGUGACCAAUA